ACAGAUGUUUACGACUAGACUGGUGGAGUUACUUCCAAAAUGCCAUGUCCUCGCUGAUGACAUAGAUUGAGAGGAACCAAUCGGCGCCUGGAAUGUCGAAGCCUUGUCCAAUCAAAAGUUCACAAAUUUGGGACCUCUCUUUGUGAUCUCCUUAGUCCCUCUGUUUACAGUAAAUCUUUCAUUUUUGUUGCUGCUGAAAGACUCCGAAAAGUAGAAACAAGACUAAUUUGACUGAUUCUACAAUUGGCCGUUUAACGGGGAAGCCCACCGCCCCCCUCCCGUCACAAAAUGCCGUUGGUGACGAGGAACAUCGAGCCUCGCCAUGUGUGCCGCCAGGUGCUCCCCAGCACCAUCCGCAGUGAGCUGGAGUGUGUCACCAACAUCAGCCUCGCCAACAUCAUACGUCAGCUAGGCAGCCUCAGUAAGUAUGCAGAGGAUGUGUUUGGAGAGCUGUUUGUGCAGGCGGGGACGUUUGCUAUCAGGGUGAACUCACUGGGUGAGAGAGUGGACCGUCUACAGGUCAAAGUCACCCAGCUCGACCCUAAAGAGGAGGAGGUCUCUCUGCAGGCCAUCACCCAGAAGAAAGCGUUUCAUAGUAAUCUGACUCAGGACCAGCAGUUAUUCUGUAGACCCUCUUUACCACUGCCUGUACAGGAGACUUAUCUGACCUGCAAUCCUCCUCCACCACUCAACAACCUCAGCCAGUACAGGGACGAUGGGAAGGAUGCUCUGAAGUUCUACACCGACCCGUCUUACUUCUUUGACCUGUGGAAGGAGAAGAUGCUGCAGGACACCAAGGACAUCAUGAAGGAGAGACGCAAACACAGGAAGGAGAAGAAGGACAAUCAAAAUAUGCGGACUCUGAAUCCCAGAAAGAUCAAGACCAGAAAGGAUGAGUGGGAACGACGCAAGAUGGGGGAAGAGUUUGUGGUACCCAAGAAUGACAUGGGAGAAUCUCUUGAGGGUCUGAAUGGCAGUAUUGGUUCAGGAGAAGGCUGUUAUUCCCCUGAUGGUUUAGACCAGAGUACAGGGUCGUAUGCCUUCGAUCCCGGCUCCCCCCUCCCUCCCCCCGCUCCCGAUGACUUCCUGCCCCCUCCACCCCCAGACAUGACGUAUGACGGACAGUACGGAGCACCAUCCCAGAAGCGCACCAGCGUUCUGAGCCCCACACACCCUCCUCCAGCCCCUCCCAUGACCUCUUCUGUUUCCAGUGGCUCCCGGCCCAACCUGGCCCCUCCCCCUGCCCCCCCUCCCCCUCCCCCUUCUGGCUUGGGGAUCCCUCCCCCUCCCCCCUCUGGAUUUGACUCCUCCCCCCCUGCUCCCCCUCCUCUCUUCUCCUCUGCCUAUCCCUCCCCCCCUGCCCCACCUUCUCCUCUCUCCCAGACCACCAUCUCUCCACCUCCUCCCCCCUCUCUCCCCCAGGGUGGUGGCGCCCCUCCUCCUCCUCCCCCGCCUCCCCCAGGCCCUCCUCCCCCCUCUUCUGGCCUCCCCCCUCCCUCCUUCUCCAUUGGGGCUCCCCCUCCUCUCAAACCCACCCAGGUUCAGCCAGAAGCCCCCGCUGACGCUCACAAUGACUUGCUGUCAGCUAUCCGGCAAGGUUUUAACCUUCGUAAAGUGGAGGAACAGAAAGAGCAGGAGAAGAAGGAUAACUAUGGCAACGACGUAGCGGCCAUCUUGUCUCGCCGUAUUGCUGUGGAGUGCAGCGACAGCGAAGACGACUCCUCGGAGUUGGACGAUGACGAUUGGUCCGAGUGAGGCCUCCUUCUUCCUCAGUCCUCCUCAAGAGAGAAUGCAUCAUGUCCUUUUGCCAUUACUUCUUUAUAACCAAUGAUCUGAGGAGUAGAGGGCCAAGACAAGUGUGUCCUCUUCCACACUCCUGUCUAAGCCAGUCACAUUCCCCCGUGUGCCAGUCACAUUCCCCCGUGUGCCAGUCACAUUCCCCCGUGUGCCAGUCACAUUCCCCCGUGUGCCAGUCACAUUCCCCCGUGUGCCAGUCACAUUCCCCCGUGUGCCAGUCACAUUCCCCCCGUGUGCCAGUCACAUUCCCCCCGUGUGCCAGUCACAUUCCCCCCUGUGCCAGUCACAUUCCCCCCUGUGCCAGUCACAUUCCCCCCGUGUGCCAGUCACAUUCCCCCCCUGUGCCAGUCACAUUCCCCCCCCUGUGCCAGUCACAUUCCCCCCCGUGUGCCAGUCACAUUCCCCCCCUGUGCCAGCCACAUUCCCUGUAUGUUAUUUUGUUGAACUUAACUGAUAGCCGAUGACUUCAGUAUGGAGAACGGUCCAAAUAUCAAAAACCCAAUUAUUUCUGAAGGUCACAUGGCCAAAGGUGUGUGUGUGUGGGGUGUGUGCGUAGUGUGUGUGUGUGGUAAUGAGAAUCAUACAGAUGACAUAGUAUACCGUAUAGAUAUUGAUCCUUUACAUACAGACCCAUAAUGGUAUAACUGAGGGUCUGUGUUAAGAAUCAUAUUUGACUUUAUGAUAGUUAUAGAUGUGCUAAAGAAGACACAUCAAAAGGUUUUUUUCUUAUUGCAGUUUUUUUUUCUUUUUUUCCCCUGUCUUUCGCUCUAUUGUUGGCAUGGGAAUGGUUACCUAGGUGACAGAGGGACUCAUUAACAGGUGGGGGGGGGGGGUAGAAAUGUAAUGUAUCUAUAAAUAGGUUCAGCUGAAUGUCCCCCUUUUCUAAACAUUCUGAAAUGUUUUGAUUCAGCUCUGGCUCAAUAAAACCAUGUCCCCUGUCAGUCAAAACAUGCUCUGCCCAAUAAGUGAUCCCUCUCUUGCCCUAGUCCCGCCCCUCCUUAAGUGCCUUUGCUUUUUCAUGUUUAUGUGCGAGGAGGAUGAAGUUACCCUUGGACACUGAUCUAGGGACAGGUUUGUUUUUCGUUCCCAUCCCCAUAGGAUUGGAUGAUGCGUAACUGAUCUUAGAUCUGUGUCUGAGACAAGUUGAUCGUCUUCUGUUUUAAGUGCCUUCUGUUUGUUUUAAAUCCAAAGUGUAAAGCCACAAUCAGACCUGAACAUGUUAUUAUCCAACCACAUGUUUCCGCUUGUCCCGUCGGUCUCGACUUUAUCCGUGAGGAUAAUCAUAAAAAUAAAGAUGAAGUACAGUG
Oncorhynchus kisutch (coho salmon) is the source of this 3104-nucleotide messenger RNA. Its product is annotated as wiskott-Aldrich syndrome protein family member 2-like. Lineage: Eukaryota; Metazoa; Chordata; Actinopteri; Salmoniformes; Salmonidae. Gene Ontology annotation, molecular function: Arp2/3 complex binding; actin binding; protein kinase A regulatory subunit binding. The record is from RefSeq and is a predicted model, not a curated record. Gene Ontology annotation, cellular component: cytoskeleton; SCAR complex. Gene Ontology annotation, biological process: positive regulation of Arp2/3 complex-mediated actin nucleation; actin cytoskeleton organization.